UUAUAUAAUUUAUGAGAAUAAGUAGUAAGUACAAUAUAAUGACUUUUUCUAUAUUUCCGGACCAAACCGAAUUAAAACGGUUGACCCAUUAACCCUUGACCUACUAACUCGAUCGGGUCAGGGUCAACCCGCGGGUUGACAAGCUUGUUCUAAUGUUCUUCAACGGAAACCCCAAAUCUUUCACCAAGAAGAAGGGGGGAAAAAACCCAAAUCGGCCAGAUCCGCCAUUACUGUUUUACUCCUUCUUGUUACCAUUCCCUGCCCUCUUCAACCCUCCAAAAUGAACUCUGACGCCAUGAAAGCACUCCCGCUCGAUUACCCUUCCAUCAUCGCUCGCCCCGCCACCACCAUUCCCUGCUUCAAAAAACCGCCUGGUAUCUCCCUCUUCUACACCGUCUUUUCUCGAUUCUCCGACACCUUCGUGUUCCUGAUCGUCGCGCUACUCUCCUACUCCGGCCUCGUCGUCACCGCCACAAUUGGCACCCAGACCUCUCUCGGUCGAAAUGGAAGAAUCUUCUUCCUAGGGUUUCUCACCGGCUUAGCAUAUCCGUUUAUCUUCCUCUAUUUCCACAAGAUUCACCAGUGGAGGAAGACGGAGUUCGCUCAGCGAGUCUUCUUCUCACCUCCUGGGAUUCCAUCCCAAUGCGUCGGGUUCACAAUCAAGAUGGGUUUGUACUUAUUCUAUGUCUGGGGUGGUGUCUACAGCUCCGCGCUUGCUCUGACUGUAUUUUUUGGCAUCCUGAUGAUGGUUUCUAUGUACUUGUCCUUGAGGCCGGCCUUCGACUACUACAUUAUUGAUAGCUCAUUGAGUGGCCUUUGUCUCUAUGUUUUACUUGCGAAGAGGGACGUCAAUGGAGAUGCAGACUCGAUGGUUUUCCUCCCUUGGCUCGUUGGUACUUUGUGUUUUCUGAUUGUGGCAUUCCGUCACUACUUCGAAGGGAAAGCCAACAAGGCUGAAAACCCAGAGGCGGAGGCAGUAGCCAAAUAGAGGAGUAUUUUUCUAUGGCUGAUGGUUUGUCAAAGAAGCCUGGAGAUAGCCCUACAGCAGUUUAUGGCUUUUUUUCUUGUUCGUUCCUGCUCGUUGUAGUGUUGUUUUCUUUUAGAGUUUUCAGAUAGUGGUAAUGGCCAACUAUUGUAAUGAAUGAUGUUAGUAUCC
Linum trigynum is the source of this 1156-nucleotide messenger RNA. The record is from the annotation of a GenBank genome assembly. NCBI's taxonomy places the organism in Eukaryota, Viridiplantae, Streptophyta, Magnoliopsida, Malpighiales, Linaceae.